Molecule: messenger RNA, 2074 nt
Organism: Mytilinidion resinicola
Lineage: Eukaryota; Fungi; Ascomycota; Dothideomycetes; Mytilinidiales; Mytilinidiaceae
Product: tRNA splicing endonuclease SEN2
Exons: 3
Coding region: 315-1667 (450 amino acids)
Biological process (GO): tRNA splicing, via endonucleolytic cleavage and ligation; tRNA-type intron splice site recognition and cleavage
Cellular component (GO): tRNA-intron endonuclease complex
Molecular function (GO): tRNA-intron lyase activity; nucleic acid binding
Source: RefSeq, a predicted model, not a curated record
GAUGUCUACGGCAACCCUCACUUCUGUCGGUCGUCUGCUUGUCCAUCCGUCCAUCAGCUUGGGCUGAGAACUGUAAGUGAAGCUCUAACCUUUUUCCCACUGGCGACGCGUCAAAUUGCGAAGAUGACACCUUAUUGUACACUUGAAGAGCGAAUUUUGAUUUCUUCGUUCUCCUCUGAGAGACCAAUUUGUAUUAGACUACAACGGUAUCUGAGCAACUUCAAACAUCAUCAUUAUGCUUUCAUGUCUAUUCGCUCGGCUGAAAGCUAACGUAUCACAAGAACUAGGCGAAACGACGCCAUCUGGACCCCGAGAUGACUUCCAAAGUCGAAGGUGCGAAUGGAGUGGUACCACCUGUAAUAACGGGCCAUGAGGAUGGGAAGCUGCCUGAGAAGGUCGCUGUGAAACCUCAAGAGCGGACGCCUAGGCCGAAGAAACCCAACUACGCUCAGAUACACAGCCACCCUCUGCCACUAGAAAUAUACCCCGUGCCAUCUUUUAUUCCUCACAACCCACUGUCUGUUGCGCGCAUCAUCUUGACAGUGGUCUCCCAAUACUUCUGGCCGCCGUCAUCUCACUUACCGAAUCUCUACAAAGGCUACUUCUCCCACGACACGCAAGCUGUGCAUAUUACAGAUGCUGUUACAAUUCGAGCUCUCUGGGAACAAGGCUUCUACGGAAAGGGCACGCUCAGUCGCAGUGAACCUCGCUGGCUAGACCAGGAAAAGAGAAGGCGAGGGCUCAUAGCCUUCGAAACCAGCGAAGAAGUAACGCGGCAGAGACGGGAGACCCGACGUCAAUUCAAAUUAGAGCGUGCAAGGAAAGAAAGAGAGACUAUCGAACAGCAGCUGAAGGACGAAGGAAAGUUGCCGGUGGGAACUCACAUUCCUGAGAGUCAUGAUGAGUCUGAGCUCAAUGGGGCUGCCGAUGCUUCCAUUGCAAAUAACGUAACACUUGAUUCCGUCGUUGCCUUGCCUUCAUCCACACUGCUUCCAGACACAGAGACUGUCACAACGUCAACCCAAGAUGCCGCAAAUGUCCUUGACAAAGCGGAUGAGGACCUCGACGAAGAAAUCGAGGAUCAGGAGCAUUUACAACUGACGUGCGAAGAAGCCUUCUUCUUAGUCUACGCUCUUGGUGCCCUUGAGGUAUCUGACAAAAACUCACCGAUGUCGUCUUCGAAGCUUAUGGGACUGUUUGCUGAACACUCGACCUUCCCGCCUGGUGAGUCCCAAUACUUACAGCCGGAUGGUGCCUUCCUCCUGAAAUACGUUGUCUACCAUCACUUCCGAUCGUUAGGCUGGGUAGUCCGUCCAGGCGUGAAAUUCGCUGUCGACUACCUGCUCUACAAUAGAGGACCUGUGUUCUCUCAUGCUGAGUUUGCUGUAAUUAUCAUACCGUCAUACAGCGAUCCAUAUUGGUCCGAGCAUCCGGACCAGAAAGCAGCAGCUCAGCAGGGUGUUGAACGGGAUUGGUGGUGGCUGCAUCGAGUCAACCGUGUUCAGACACAAGUACACAAGAGCUUGGUUCUAGUAUAUGUGGAUAUACCGCCACCUACGCAGAUCGAGGUAGCAGCUGGGCAGACCGACAUUGGCAAGAUCCUGAAACAGUACAAGGUUCGCGAGUUUGUGUUGCGGAGAUGGAUUCCAAAUCGAAAUCGCGACUGAGAGCCAUGCUCGUCCCUGAGAUAAAAGCUCUGUACUCUAAAGUCAUGCUCCCAUGCGCAUUAGGGUCGAGCCUCGGAUGGUGACAAUUCUUUGCCCUGGAGCGGACGACGAGCAAUCAGCAGCGUGAUCUGCCAUGCCAAUUCAAUUCUAGCCCACCAUGAAUGACUCUUGAGGCCAGUGAUUCAGCAACGAGUGUAGGGGGUAUCGAUGGUGAGCUUGGACGGUGAGAACAUUCACGUGGUAAGCUGGCAUUUCUGAGCGGCGCCUUGCCUGGCCUAGGCACUCUGAGGUCUGUUUGUUUCCAAUCAGAGUGACGUAGACCGAUAGAAUCUGGAUGAGGACCACGUGAUCUAUCGCCAUCUCUUCAGUCUUCCAUCCAACCAAUAGCUGAAUUGUUCUCCAUUGCC